ACACGUGUCUGGAUCACUUCGUGCUCAAUCCAUCCCACCUUCAUUUCUCACCCACACACAAAUCUCUCUCUCUCUAGAAUGACGUUUAUAACACUGAUCGUGUCCGCAACAAAGCUCGCCGGAAUCUUAGCCACCGUCACCGUCGCCGCCAAUGCCUUCUCCUUCUCUCGUUUCCGCAAGAAGAACCUCCGCCCCUUCAGCUCUCCCAUCGACGAGUCCUCCGACACUCUCGCCGUCUUCAACAUCAAUCCCACCGCCGAGGGGGAAAAAGAAUUCUUUUUUGGAUUGGCAACGGCGCCAGCACACGUUGAGGACAGGCUUGAUGAUGCUUGGCUCCAGUUUGCAGAAGAGAACCCAUGUGACGAUGCAGAGUCACAGGAAGGCAAGCAAACAGCUGAUGCAUUAAUGGGUUCCACUACUGGUGAUGGUGGAUCGCAGCCUUCAGCAUCUGUGACAGAUGCUAAUAGGAUCGUGAAAAGGAAGAAAGCCCUUAAAAUAGCAAUGGAAGCCAUGAUUCGAGGAUUUGAGAAGUAUAUGGAAGAGGAAGAGGAAGAGGAAGAGCACGAGCCAACUGAAGAAUGCCAUCAUAAAGUAGCUGCCUGGCACAACGUGCCGCACCCGGAGGAGAGGUUAAAGUUUUGGUCUGAUCCUGAUACAGAAUUGAAACUGGCUAAAGGUACUGGAGUCCGUGUCUUCCGAAUGGGAAUAGAUUGGACAAGGAUCAUGCCCAAAGAGCCGGUGGACGGGCUCAAAGAAGCCGUCAAUUAUGCAGCAUUGGAGCGAUAUAAAUGGAUCAUCAAUAGGGUUCGCUCAUAUGAUAUGAAGGUGAUGCUUACUCUCUUCCAUCAUUCAUUACCACCAUGGGCUGGAAAAUAUGGAGGAUGGAAGCUGGAGAAAACUGUUGAUUAUUUCAUGGAUUUUACUAGGCUUGUUGUUGACAGUUUAUCAGAUAUGGUGGACUAUUGGGUAACAUUUAAUGAGCCUCAUAUCUUCUGUAUGCUCACUUAUUGCGCUGGUGCUUGGCCUGGUGGUAAUCCUGAUACGCUGGAGAUUGCUACUUCUGCUCUGCCUUCUGGUGUUCUCAAUCAGACCAUGCACUGGAUGGCAAUUGCACACUCAAAGGCCUAUGACUAUAUCCAUGGACACAGCAGUACCUUAUCAAAAGUUGUUGGAGUAGCACACCAUGUCUCGUUUAUGCGGCCAUAUGGUCUUUUUGACAUUGCUGCUGUUUCAGUGGCCAACUCAUUGACUCUCUUCCCAUAUCUGGAUAGUAUUUCUGAUAAGCUGGAUUACAUAGGAAUAAAUUACUAUGGACAGGAAGUGGUCUCUGGUGCUGGACUGAAGCUAGUUGAGACUGAUGAAUAUAGUGAAUCUGGACGUGGGGUGUAUCCAGAUGGCUUGUUCCGCAUGCUGCUUCAGUUCCAUGAAAGAUAUAAACAUCUAAAUGUACCCUUCAUUGUUACUGAAAAUGGUGUUUCUGAUGAGACAGAUCUGAUAAGGCGACCAUAUUUGCUGGAACAUUUGCUUGCAAUUUAUGCAGCCAUGAUUAUGGGUGUGCCUAUACUUGGUUACCUGUUUUGGACUAUUUCUGAUAACUGGGAGUGGGCUGAUGGCUAUGGUCCCAAAUUUGGACUUGUAGCAGUUGAACGCGCCAAUAAUCUUGCGCGUGUUCCUCGUCCUUCAUACCAUUUAUUUUCCAAAGUGGCAACUACAGGUAAAAUCACACGGCAAGACAGAGAACAUGCAUGGAAUGAACUCAACAGAGCUGCUGAAGACGGAAAGACCAGACCAUUUUAUAGAGCAGCUAAUAAGCAUGGUUUGAUGUAUGCAGGAGGCCUUGAUAAACCCAUGUUGCGACCUUAUAUUGAACGGGAUUGGCGAUUUGGACAUUACGAGAUGGAAGGUCUGCAGGACCCAUUGAAUCGCUUUACUAGAUACAUCCUCCGACCUUUCCCGCGCAAAAGAAAACCAAAACGCCAAUUGGUUCUUCAACCUCUUGAACAACACAUCUAGAUUCUAAAGGUGGCCCAGGCGGGACCUCCUCAAAAUGACCAAGAGCUAACCUAAGUAAAACUAUAAUGGAACAGGUGAAAAAAUCAAAGCCAGAUGCAUGGACCAGGUGAUUAUGUAACAUCAGUCACUACUGGGCAAGGAUGUCGGGAGCUCAACCUAUGCGUCGUGGCAUCUUUAUAUGUUUAAUUAUUCCAAGCAGUGUCAUAUUCUCUUCUUGUUGCUUAAAUAUUUUCAGAGGAUGCUUUCUAUAAUGCUGCAGUGAGGAUGUGUCUCAAAGUUUCUACAAGCAAUCUUCAUAAGUACGAGAUGAAAUGCACCGACGUGUACAUAAAUAAUUUGAUUGGUUUGGGAGCUGCCAGAUUCUGGACAAUAUUGGCAUUGAAGGUGGCAAUAGUCCUCUCCUCUGUAUUGUAAGUUUGUAACCUGAAUUUCGAAUACCGACUCAAAACCAUAAUCAGUGUAAAAUAAGCUCUUAUCAUAUUGGUUUUUAUAUUCUUAGAAAAGGGAUUCAUAUAGUUUAUGUACAUCUAAAUGGCUCUGUUGUUUAUGCCAUUAAUAAGUUACUGUCCAGUCUUUGUAAUUUGUUUUAAUUUUAGUAUACAAAUUAUAUGUGAGAUUAUUAGCUUGUCA
This is a messenger RNA of Cornus florida, 2643 nucleotides long. Its product is annotated as beta-glucosidase-like SFR2, chloroplastic. Gene Ontology annotation, biological process: carbohydrate metabolic process. The record is from RefSeq and is a predicted model, not a curated record. The transcript has 10 exons. The coding region runs from base 79 to 2013 and encodes 644 amino acids. Lineage: Eukaryota; Viridiplantae; Streptophyta; Magnoliopsida; Cornales; Cornaceae. Gene Ontology annotation, molecular function: beta-glucosidase activity.